CUUAUCGCACCUAUAAAAGCUAUUUACAAACGCCGCAGUCGCCUCAAUUGAGUUAAAAGCAAAAUGCUGGCAACAUCUGAUAACCAGAGCAUCAGCUUUAGUCCUGGCGAUGCGCAGUGCACACCGCCCGGCAUUGGCCUCUGGACGGGAAUGGUCCAAUUGCUGAUCCAGACACUGCUCACCGCCCAGUGCAAUAUCGCACCCACCACCCUUUGGCCGCCGGAUUAUGGCCAGGUGCUAGCAGAAAAUCGAGGCUUCCCGGAGCCCUACGACUUCGUUGUCAUUGGCGGCGGCACUGCGGGCUCCGUGAUCGCCAGCCGGCUCAGUGAGAAUCCCAAUUGGCGUGUGCUCGUUCUAGAGGCGGGCGGUGAUCCGCCCGUCGAGUCUGAGGUGCCUGGAUUGUUCUUUGGGAUGGAGUUCUCGGAUUACAUGUGGAACUACAAGACGGAGAACACCGGGACCGCAUGCCAGGCGCAGCAGAAUGGACAGUGCUAUUGGCCUCGCGGUCGGAUGCUCGGCGGAACGGGAGCGGCUAAUGCAAUGCUUUAUUUGCGGGGCAAUCGACGCGACUUUGACCAGUGGGCGAAGUUGGGAAACGAGGGCUGGAGCUAUGACGAGGUGCUGCCGUACUUUGAGCGCUCCGUACGUCCGGUUGGCAAUGCGACUCAUCCCCAGGGCUACGUGACACUGAGUCCAUUUGAGGUGCAGGAUGAGGAAAUACAGGACAUGAUACGCGACGGCGCCAAAGAGCUGGGCGUGCCCAUCGUGCCCAAGUUUGCCGAAGGCAGCUUUGUGGGCUACAGCAACGUGCUGGGCACUGUGUGGCAAGGGCAUCGCAUGAGUCCCGCCAAGGGUCACUUGGCCAAGGUCGCAAAGCGCCCGAAUCUGCAUGUGGUAAAGCGGGCCCAGGUAACCCAGCUGCACUUCGAUGGAGCCGGCGAGCGCCUUGAGGCCAUCAGCUUUGUGCACGACGACCACACCUAUCGCCUAGGUGUGCGCAAGGAGGCGAUACUGUCAGCGGGUUCCAUUGACUCGCCGGCGCUGCUCAUGCGCUCGGGCAUUGGGCCCCGUGAGCAUCUGGAGCAACUGCAAGUGCCAGUGGUACGGGAUCUGCCCGGCCUGGGAAGCAAUCUGCAGGAUCAUGUGGUUGUGCCGCUCUUCUUCCAGCUGGACGCUGGUGUGGCCGAGGCAGCCACCAAGCAGGAUAUACUGGACAGCAUCUAUGAGUAUCUGACGCAGCACUCCGGGACACUGGCCACCCAUGGCACCGCCUCGUUGGUAGGCCUCAUCAACUCGAACAGCAGUAGCGAUGCUCGCUACCCGGACUUGGAGUUCCAUCAUCUGUUCUUUCAACGUGGCCGUCACGACUCCUUGGAUAUCUUCCUGAAAGGACUCUCACUGCAGACGCGCUACAUAAAGCAUUUGCAGAGCCAGCUAAAGGACUCCCAUGUGCUCUGCGUCUUUGUGCUGCUCUCACACCCCAAGGCCGUGGGCAAAUUACGACUGCAGAGCACCGACUACAAGAAGCCGCCGCAGCUGUUCAGCAACUAUUUGGCAGAGUCCGUGGAUGUGGAGACGCUGCUGCGCGGCAUACGGUAUCAGGAGUCAUUGGUCAAGACGCAGUCGUACAGGCAGCAUCACGCUCAGCUGGUGCACAUCCCCAUUGAGGAAUGCGACGAGGCGUCCAGCGAGUACGGCAGCGAUGCCUACUGGAAAUGCUAUGCCAAGUACUUCACCAUCACCUGUUACCAUCAGACGAGCACCGUCAAGAUGGGACCCGCCUCCGACCCCGCCGCCUGUGUGAAUCCACGCCUCCAGCUGCGAGGCAUCUCCAAUCUGCGCGUGGCCGAUGCGAGCAUCAUGCCCGCCGUGGUCAGCGCCAACACGAAUGCGGCCACGCUCAUGAUUGGAGAGCGGGCAGCGGACAUCAUUGCCGAGGAUUGGGCGGAGCAGCCGCCCCGUAAACAUGUGCACGAGGACAUGUAGCCAGCAUCUGGUCACCUGGGCAGCUGCUCACCUGCUCACCUGCUUCUGCAACUAACUUACUCAAGUCUAUACUAUAUUUUAAAUAAAAUCUAUAAAUAUUCCUAUGGGAAA
Drosophila mojavensis is the source of this 2097-nucleotide messenger RNA. RefSeq names its product glucose dehydrogenase [FAD, quinone]. Gene Ontology annotation, molecular function: ecdysone oxidase activity; flavin adenine dinucleotide binding. The record is from RefSeq and is a predicted model, not a curated record. Bases 64 to 1986 code for a protein of 640 amino acids. The transcript has 2 exons. NCBI's taxonomy places the organism in Eukaryota, Metazoa, Arthropoda, Insecta, Diptera, Drosophilidae.